AAACAUUUGGAAUCAUUCAAUUGGUUUUUGUUAUUGUAAACAUACACACAAUGUUUGUCAAUUUCACAACUAAUACUGUGAGUGUUUUAAAUGAAAAUGUGCGACAAUAAAACUUUGGAGGGAAAGGACACAACGCAUUAAUUUUCAAAUCAUUGUUCUACGUAAAGUAUCCGUUGGAAGGUCAAUUUAUCAUACCAUUCAGAGCUCUGAGACUGAAAAAGAUAUAAUUCUCAACUAUGACGUCUGAGAUAAAAGGCAAGACUCAUACGUUGCGAAUUAUGAACGAUAUUCGUGAGUUUUACGAAGAAAACAUUGACGGCAUCUAUAUCGUUCCCGAUGAAGACAAUAUAUGCUUGAUUCACGCAUUGCUCAUCGGUCCACCGGAAACACCAUACGAAAACGGAUUUUUCUACUUUGUACUCAAAUAUCCCGAUACAUAUCCACUGAAACCGCCAGACGUUCAAAAUCGGACAACGAGUCGGAAGACUGUCCGCUUCAGUCCAAAUCUGUACGCGAACGGAAAAGUGUGUCUCAGUAUUCUAGGCACGUGGGAAGGUCCCAGCUGGUGUUCGUCACAGACAAUAUUGUCGACGCUGGUGUCUAUUCGAAGCCUGAUGGAUGCGAAUCCCUACUACAACGAACCUGGCCAUGAGAAAACGCGGACUAAUAAAAGUGUGGAUGUUGAAAAGAGAGUCAGUGACUACAAUAAUAUUAUCGUCCACGAAACUUUGCGCGUCGCUGUCGCUGAGAUGUUGCAGGAGUACAAUGCAGAUACAUAUGGAAUGCCUGGUGCACUUCGAGAAAUAAUGAUCUCCUAUUUUAAGGCCAAUUAUCAAUUCUACGAAAAUGUGAUAGAAUCCAAUCGGGAUAUGGAUGGGCAGUUGGUGAAUGAUCCGUAUAGAGAUAUUCAUCGACCGAAAACCUUUGAUUAUAAACGAAUAUUGGAGAAAAUUGUCAAAUUGAAAGAGACAUUGAGUGAUGUCGAUGAGAACUCUACACCAACGUACAAAGCCAUCUCCACGAAGACUCUGAAGGCAAGUUGCAGAGAUGUUUUAAAAUCAGAAGAAUGCUGUGAUGAUUACAUGGAUUAUAUUGAGGUGGAGGAAGAUGAUGAGGACGCCGAUGCGUCUGCCCUAUAUGAUCCCGAAUCAGAUAAUGAGUAAAGAUGCGACGAAGGUUUUUUUAAACUUUAUUUUAUUU
Molecule: messenger RNA, 1200 nt
Organism: Bradysia coprophila
Lineage: Eukaryota; Metazoa; Arthropoda; Insecta; Diptera; Sciaridae
Product: ubiquitin-conjugating enzyme E2 Z-like
Biological process (GO): negative regulation of apoptotic process
Cellular component (GO): nucleus
Molecular function (GO): cysteine-type endopeptidase inhibitor activity
Source: RefSeq, a predicted model, not a curated record